AUGUCAAAUUUAGAAAUACUCAAUUUAUCUCUUUCGAUUUUAGUUAAAGAAACAUUCAUUGAUGGACAUAAUUUGAAGAAUAAAAUUAUUAAUCAUAUGUCACAAUUAAAUAAAUUCACAUUUAAUAUUUGUUCGGUUAUGAGAAUUAAUAAUCAAAUAAUUUUACUAUCAAAAGAAGAUAUUCAAAAUACAUUCAAAGAUUUUCAAUAUACACAAAUGAUAUGUUAUAUGGAUCAUUUUCGAAAGAGAAAAGAAUGUCAAUGUCAUGUAUAUACAUAUCCAUCUCAAAUGUCAUAUUAUCAAUAUUUAUCAAAUCAAUUUCCAGGUGGAUAUUAUUCAUAUGUUCGUUUUGUAUCAUUAUAUGAUGAAUAUCCUUUUGAACAUGAAUUUUUUCUUCAAAUAGCUCAAUCAUUUCCAUUUAUAGAAAAAUUAGUUUUAAUUAAUCGUGAACCACAACAACACAAACAAUCUUACAAAUCUAUGAAUGAUAAUUGUCAUUUAUCAAUUGUUGAAUAUUCUCAUCUUAUUGAGCUUAACAUUGAACAGAUUCAUGAUGAUUAUGUUGAAGAAUUUCUAUGUGAUACAAAAACAUGUUUUCGAAAGAAUAUUCGUCUUGGUAUUGUUGAUAAAACUUUGUUAAGAGUAACAAAACAUUUUACAAGAAAAGAUACUCGAAGGAAUUGUAUCAAGGUAGACAGUUUAUUACCGUGGAGUGAUUGGAGAUCUUUGAAAUCUUUUCAAGAAUAUUUUCCUUCUGUAAAAAGAACUGAUUAUAUUUGUUCGUUUUUUACGUAA
Molecule: messenger RNA, 795 nt
Organism: Rotaria sp. Silwood1
Lineage: Eukaryota; Metazoa; Rotifera; Eurotatoria; Philodinida; Philodinidae
Source: the annotation of a GenBank genome assembly